AUGGCCUGCUCCGACCUCUGCCGCCCCUGCGGACCCACCCCGCUGGCUAACAGCUGCAACGAGCCCUGUGUCAGGCAGUGCGAGGACUCCCGCGUCGUCAUCCAGCCUCCCGCCGUGCUCGUCACCCUGCCAGGACCCAUCCUCAGCUCCUUCCCCCAGAGCACCGCCGUCGGAUCCUCCUCAUCGGCUGCCGUGGGCAACGUCCUCAGCUCCCAGGGAGUGCCCGUCUCCUCCGGAGGCUUCGGCUACGGCUACGGCUUGGGCGGCCUGGGCUGCUUCGGCGCCGGAAGGGGCUGCUACCCCUGCUAAGGGCCCUCACCACCACCCCUGACACCAACCACCCACACCCUGGAAGCC
This is a messenger RNA of Tyto alba (common barn owl), 357 nucleotides long. RefSeq names its product feather keratin 1-like. Gene Ontology annotation, cellular component: intermediate filament. Lineage: Eukaryota; Metazoa; Chordata; Aves; Strigiformes; Tytonidae. Bases 1 to 309 code for a protein of 102 amino acids. Gene Ontology annotation, molecular function: structural constituent of cytoskeleton. The record is from RefSeq and is a predicted model, not a curated record. The transcript has a single exon.